AUGCACAAUCUCGGGCAGCACCUGAAAAAUAUGGACUACCCGGGCGUGCCGUAUUUCGUCUCGUCCUCUCCGAAGCACUACAGCCCGCCGGCGAAUGCCACCAAGGCCGGCGCGUGCGGCGCGACGUCCGUAGUUAAAGCCGCCGUCGCGCAGCUAUACCCGACCACGCAGGAGACGGAAAACUUCUACGCGAUGCAGAAGCUGUCUUUAACGGGUACGGGCAGCCCGAUGCGGCUCCUCCGCGUGACGCGCCUGAGCGCGGUGCGGCCGGACGGGCAUCUCGGCCUGUGGAGCGACGACAUCGUGCGGAACCCGGAAUUUAAGGAUCUGACGAAGCGCAUGGAGAAAUGGCCGGGGGAUUGCACGCACUGGUGCCUGCCCGGCGUGCCCGACGCGUGGGGCGCAGGAGGAGGAGCAGGAGGAGCAGGGGGAAGGGGAGCAGGAGGAGCAGCAAGGGUAGGAGGAGGAGCAAGGGUAGGAGGAGCAGGAGGGAGAGGAGGAGCGGCAGGAGGGGGCGGGCAGAGUGUAGGACAAGGACAGGUGACUGGAAGUGUAUCAAACAACACAAGCAAAACAAGGGUGGCAAAUACUCUUUGGUCAGUUGACGCCACGGAAUCUUGGUAA
Closterium sp. NIES-65 is the source of this 624-nucleotide messenger RNA. The record is from the annotation of a GenBank genome assembly. Lineage: Eukaryota; Viridiplantae; Streptophyta; Zygnematophyceae; Desmidiales; Closteriaceae.